UAGGUUUAACACGGAUUGCAUUGCACAUGUGAAUGCAACGUUUGUAAACAGUCACACUAGACGUUAGAAAUGCCCAAAAAUAAGGGUGGGGGAGGUGGUGGAAAAGGCGCCAAAGGUGGCGGUGGUGAUGACGAUUCCACAAAGAAACAGGCCAAGGGUGGCAACUCCGUAAAGGUUCGUCAUAUCCUGUGUGAGAAGCAAUCAAAAUGUUUAGAAGCCUUGGAGAAAAUUAAAGGAGGAAUGAAAUUUAAUGAGGUUGCUGCACAGUAUAGUGAAGAUAAAGCCAGGUCAGGGGGUGACUUAGGCUGGAUGACCCGGGGCAGUAUGGUCGGACCGUUCCAGGACGCGGCCUUCGCUCUUCCUACAAGUUCACUCGCCAACCCUGUUUACACGGAUCCCCCGGUCAAAACAAAGUUUGGUUAUCACAUCAUUAUGGUGGAGGGCAAAAAGUGAAAAAAAAAAAAAAAAAAAAAAAAAAAAAACGGAGAGAGAUGUUUGUGUCAUUACAGACAGAAUGUGAAUCUAAGGAUCAUGUAAAAUUUAAUAUUAACUGUGAACUUUGUAAUUGAUUUUAAAAGUUUUUAUGACACAUAGGGGCCUAAAACUGAUUAUAAAAUUUGAUGUUUUUUUUUUUUAAAUCUAUAAAGGGAAUGUUAUAUUCUUACUGAAAGGUAGGCUGUGUUCCAAGAUUAUCUUGUGUUAUAAGUGUACAUGUUUGUUAUUUUUUUUUUUCAACAUAUACAAAUUGCUAGAAUCUUAACUGUAACAUUUAACUUUAUAAUGUUCCUAAAUACUUUCUAUAGGUAAUAUCUUUUUUAAUUUAAUAUGUUAAAUUCAUUGAUUUGUAAGAGUUUACAUUAUAUCUUGGGAUGCAAUAUUAAGAU
This is a messenger RNA of Saccostrea echinata, 884 nucleotides long. RefSeq names its product peptidyl-prolyl cis-trans isomerase NIMA-interacting 4-like. The record is from RefSeq and is a predicted model, not a curated record. NCBI's taxonomy places the organism in Eukaryota, Metazoa, Mollusca, Bivalvia, Ostreida, Ostreidae. The coding region runs from base 70 to 453 and encodes 127 amino acids. Gene Ontology annotation, biological process: rRNA processing. The transcript has 3 exons. Gene Ontology annotation, molecular function: peptidyl-prolyl cis-trans isomerase activity; DNA binding.